Symbiodinium necroappetens is the source of this 1452-nucleotide messenger RNA. NCBI's taxonomy places the organism in Eukaryota, Dinophyceae, Suessiales, Symbiodiniaceae. The record is from the annotation of a GenBank genome assembly.
GCAUCGCCGAUGUGGGCUUGACCGUGGGAGACUAUGUGGGGAACGCCGCUGUCAUUGUCGGCAACUCUAUCGUAGAGGCUGCCGAGACCUCCAUCGAUGCACUGCCUAACGAAAUCAAGGAUGCAGCUUCCACACUUGGAGACGCCGCCGUGGCUGCCGGAGGUGCUGUUGCUGACGUCGGCGAAGUGGUGGCCGACGCCACCGUGGAUUUGGCCGGGGAUGCCCUCGAUGCGGCCGAGCACUCCGUAGCGCAGGGAGUGAGACUCGCCAGCACGGUGGGAAACGAAAUCGCCAGUAAAGCAGCCGCCUUGGGUGGCGAGAUUGCCAAAUUGGGGCCUUUGGCUGCCGGCCUUGCCAAAGCUGCUUGGGACGAGAUCAAGAAGUUCAUCAACUGCCUCGCCCAAUCCUUCACCUUGUGCAAUUUGCUGAUCGGUGAUGUGUGCGAUUGCGACGCGGGAAGUGAUGUCAGCGCCUCCCUGUCCGGCCUCUCUAUGAAAUGCAAGUUCAAGCACACAGGCGACUUCGCACAGGGCUUUGGUAUCUCGUCCAGCUCCAGCAGCUCCUUUGAGAUGGGCGACGCCAGCAGCAGCGGCAAGAUCAAGCUGCCGGGCAACCCUUUCCAACAGCAGCGGAAGCAUCCGGGAAGCUCCCUCAGGUCACGCAAAGCUUUGAAGGGCUCCAAGUCCAAAGCUCCGGCGGGGUCCUGCGAAUCCAACUUGGAGCUUGCCUUGGAGGGUCUCGUCCAGUUCGAACCGACGCUCACCAUCAAGUUGAAGACGAACGGCGACACCGAGGUGGGUGUGGAAGGCUUGGUCCGGGCCUCUUUCGAUGCCUUGGCCACUGCGGAGGGAAGCUGCGGCAUGUCCGCGGAGAGGAGGUUUCCGCAGAAUCCUAUCAAGAAGGUUUCUUGCGCCCCGCCAUUCUGCAUCAUCGUGUUGCUGCAGAUGGUGGCCGAAGUCGAGAUGACUGGAGUCAUCACCGGCAGCGCAGAGGUCGGCGCCAGCGCAGAUUUUCAGAUCUCCGGCUCCGUCCUCGUGAACCCGAAGGGCCACGCCGACGCCGACUUCCAGAACCCGACCAUCAAGCACCAGGAGGGUUUUGGCCUGGCAGCGUCGGCGUUCGGCAGCGUCCGAGUCGGCAUGGGUCCGGUACUGACAGUUUGGCCCAUGCCUGGCGUUCCGAUCGUCAUCAACCCCAUGUUCAACGCAGAGGUUCGGGCCCAGGGAACGCUGCGACUUUCUUCCGGCAAUUCCCUUGCAGAGACCCAGGCGGUGGAGUCCAGGACAGCCGUCACUUCCAAUACCAGCCGCGUGAACCGCAUCGACAUGUGCGGAGCUGCGGCCGUGAACUUGUUCGCGGACAUCGACAUUCAAGGCUUCUCGAUACCGAAGCCGAUCAGCGCACAGCUGGACACCAACUGGAUCAAGGAUAAGAUCAAAGAGUCGAUGCUCA